CCCGCCAACAAGUUGUCAAAUUUGUCAAAAAUCCCUGCAACUUUCUUUUUACAGAAAUUUGUUUUGUUUGUGUAAUUAAAUUAUAAUAAUUCAUCAAUACAUCUAAUCCUCAAAAUGUCUAGAUCAGAAGACAACGAAGAAAAUAUUGUGACAAAAAUAGAUAACCUAUGUACAAAUUUAAACAUAGAUCCUGUCUUUGCAAAAAAUUUCAAGAAUACAUUUUUAGAAACCAAUCGUCAAUACACGCUGGAAGGUGAUAUAGUGCAUUGGAUAGGGUGUGCACUAUAUGCAACUUGUCAGAUGACUACUAAUUCCAGUGCACAAUCAGAUACUGACUCUGAGGAUUAUGCUAUCAAUAUAAGCCUUACAGAACUUCUUAGGCUUUGUAACCUAAAGCUUAUUCAGUUCUUCAAUAAAAUAAAAUUAUGGUCUGAUGUUGCAUCAAUGUCAGAGGAUUUUAAAAAGAAAAUGAAUGAUCUGGAGGUCAAGUUUGUGGUGUCUGCAAUGCUGUCUAAAAAAUUUAGAUCCAUUUUUCAAGAAAUAUUUACAGGGGCCACUAAUACAAGUAAUUCAUUGUUUACAUUCACAUGGUAUCUGUAUAUAUGUGUUAAAGGGGAGUUUCCCAACUCUGAUGACUUAGUUGACAUGUACCACUUGUUGUUGUCUAGUCUUGACUAUGUUUAUGCCAAUGCCUUUAUGACCAGACGUACAGAUCUCAUCAAUCCUAAUUUUAAAGGUCUACCCAAUAAUUGGCAAAGUGAUGAUUUUGAGUUACCAGCCAAUCCGCCAUCUCUUAUAUCGAUCCUUCAAGAAAUCAUGGAUGACCCUACUAUGAAAUUAGCUGUUGAAGCACUAAUCAUGCGAGAGUACAGUUGGACACCAGUAAUAAAAUCCUUCUUUGAUAGGAAGAUUUUAAAAGGGCACAAGGAGCAACUAAUGGGUGUAUUAAAUGUGGCUAGCUUUGAAACAAACAUAAGUGCUUUGAAAAAUCACUAUGAAAACCAUGUUUUCAGUGCUAUGGAAUUUGAUGAACGAAUUUUUUUGAGUGAUGAUGCAAAAGAACAGUUUGGAAUCAUGAAUAGAGAUGAAACUGCAACGCCUGAAGUGAAUUCAACAUUUGAGUCCAAUGGGCGAGUUUGUCCAGACACGCCUUUGUCGGGCCAACGCUACCUACCGCAGCAGGAACUUUUCCUGUCACCCGUCUCCGAAGCCGCCAACAGCUGUGCCCACCUCACCUCAUACUUACAAGCAUCAAAGCCACAACCCUCCACCAAUCUGUUGAGGCUCUUCUCGGAGUGUGGAGUGAGUGAGGAAUCAAUCAUUACGAACUUAAUACAGCCGUGCAAUGCGUGGAUAGCGCAAUUUUCCAACCGACUCAGGGAGUUAGAGUGCAGUAAUGAAAUUAUUGUAUACAGAUGCAAUAGGAUCACAUGCUUAUACUUCAAAAUUCUUGAACAUAUUAUUACAGAAGAACACAAAAAGAAACCUCAAGUUUCGUUACAAAUGCUGCUAAGUCAAGACACUUAUCAGCUCGCUCUAUAUGCUUGUUGCACGGAAGUUAUACUCCAUGUGUAUGGAGUUCAUUCACUCCGGUUUCCUGAAGUUCUCAACAUCUACAAUCUCAGUGCCUUCCACUUUUACAAGAUCAUUGAAUUGGUGGUGCAAGCUAUAUCUGAUAAACUCAGUAGAGAUACUAUAAAACAUCUAAAUACGGUUGAAGAACUGGUACUAGAGUCUAAGGUGUGGAAAUCUGAUAGUCCUCUGUGGGAGCAACUACAGCGUGCGUCUGUGCCGUCUUCUGCAGAGGUUUCCUUGUCGGAGUCACCAAACCGCCGCAAUAAUUUACUUCAGUCGCCUGCGUCUAAUGUCAUGGAGCGUUUUCUUGUGCCUUCGGCGGAGCAUGCCAAGAAACAAUUGUUCACAGAUAACAUCAAGCCCGGCCAGUCCUUACUAGUUUCAACAAAUAACAUAACUGUUAAAGAAGAACCAAGCACAUCGCAAGCGGGACAGAGUUCAAGUAACGGUGAAACAUCUCUUGCUCCAAAUACGCCUAAAAAACCUAAUAACUCUUUAAUACUCUUCUUUAGAAAGUUCUACAGUUUGGCGGUGUUGCGUAUAAAUGAUUUAUGUAAACGACUGGAGUUAACCGACGAAGAACUCAAACGUAAAAUAUGGACGUGCCUUGAGUACUCUAUCAUGCACCAAACUCAAGUGUUGAAGGACAGGCAUCUUGAUCAACUUCUUUUAUGCGCUGUCUAUGUCAUCUGUAAGGUAUCUAACACUCAAAGUAAUAGGGUAGAAAGAACUUUUGCAGACAUCAUGCGGUUAUAUCGCCAGAGACCAUUAGCAAAUAAUCAUGUAUAUAGAUAUGUGUUGAUCAGAAGAGCUACAGAAACUGAACCAGAGAAAAGAGCCGAUUUAAUUACGUUCUAUAAUGCCGUGUACGUGCCAUGUAUGCAAAACUUUGUUCUGAGAUUUGCUGACGGGAGAUUAAGAAAUGAGGCGGGCAUGCUGUCCCCGCUGCCGGCGACGCGCGGGGACGCGGCCAGCUCCCCGCUGGGGCUGCGCGUGUCGGAGAGACACCAGCUCUACGUGCGGCCGCUCACCGCCGCGCACCUGCCCACCUGCCAGCUCACCUACCGCUUCAGCCGCAGCCCCGCCAAGGACCUGCACGCAAUAAACACCAUGGUGUCAAGCGAGGUGGUCGGCAUUAAGCGCGCCAGUGACGCAAUCGGUGGUGAAAUACUCAAGCGCGCGCGAUACUCCAACCCGAGUAUGACACGCAAACUGCAAGGACUUGUGAGCGAUCGACAGGCUGUUUAAUGGUUCUAGUUGGAAUAAUUUUUAUUACUAUUCCAAUUUCCUAUCUACUGCUUAUAGCUCUCUAGGCGCCUUAUUUCUAUAAUUUAAAUUAUUUGACGAUACAUUGAAAUAUGAAAUCAACUAUAUUAAAUUUGACAAAAUAUUUUAAAUGACAAGAGACGUUCGAUUUUAUUGUAAUCUAUUGAAAGUACCGAGUUAACUUUUAUACAUAAAUCAAGAUUAUAUUUAGAUUAAAAACGAAAUUAAUAAAUUGUAAUCGAUAUAUUGCGGUCGCAAAAUUAUUGGAAAACAAAAUUUGUCUACAGUAAGGGAUCAUAAACAUAUAUUUUGAUUAAAAUAUAUUGUAUAAUUAAGUGAACUAUUAAGUAUUCAUCACAGAAAUAUUUUUUCUUGUAGCAUAUUAAUUUAAAAUCAAUGUUUUGUAAUUAUUGCUUAAUUAAGGGUUCAGAAGAUUCUUUCUCGUAACUGAAACUGACAUUAUUGACUGCAUUGAUCUCAAUUAUCUCAAAGAUACGCCAUAUUAUUAUUUUAAAUAAUUAUGCUCAUUAUAUUUUGUUGUAAAUUUAUGAUACAACUGAAUGGUUAUAUAUUAUUACAAUUUGAAUGUUUUGUUUAUUUUCACUCUUUGAAUUCAUCGCGCGAGGGUAUUCAUUUUGAAAUUUUUAUUUUUUACAUUAUAUUCCUUUCUAAUGUGCUUCCUUAGUUUUGAGUAUAUUGCACUGCAAAAUGCUGCGACAAUUAUUGUUUAUGAUUUGGUUGUAAAUAUUAUUCCCGGUAUGAGUUCCGUAAGUUAUAUAGAUUAUGAUUUAAGUAGUAUCAUUAUUUCAAACGAUCAUGUCUGUUUAUUAAUAAUUGCUACACGUAACUCGUACCGGAAAUUAUAUUCAGAUUUCCCACUACAUUGAAACCACGAAGGUAAGGUAUAGGAGGGUAUAUUUAUAAUUAUUGUUUUCGUAUUUGACUAUUCAAUAGUGUUUGCAUUCUGUUGUAAUGGCUGCUAAAAAUUAGUAUUUAUUGUUCUCUACCAUUCGCGGAUUUCUUGAUAAUAAAAUAUGCAGCCCAUAUUAGUCACGGAUUAAUAAUGUAUGGUUUUCCUGUUUGAAGGAAUUGUUGAAAUUAGUUAUGUA
Achroia grisella is the source of this 3950-nucleotide messenger RNA. Its product is annotated as retinoblastoma-like protein 2. Bases 115 to 2823 code for a protein of 902 amino acids. Lineage: Eukaryota; Metazoa; Arthropoda; Insecta; Lepidoptera; Pyralidae. Gene Ontology annotation, biological process: negative regulation of G1/S transition of mitotic cell cycle; regulation of transcription by RNA polymerase II; cell differentiation. The record is from RefSeq and is a predicted model, not a curated record. Gene Ontology annotation, molecular function: RNA polymerase II transcription regulatory region sequence-specific DNA binding. The transcript is spliced from 19 exons. Gene Ontology annotation, cellular component: nucleus; transcription regulator complex; chromatin.